Amphiprion ocellaris (clown anemonefish) is the source of this 4995-nucleotide messenger RNA. It is a transcript of the gene palmda, whose product is annotated as palmdelphin a. The record is from RefSeq and is a predicted model, not a curated record. Gene Ontology annotation, biological process: regulation of cell shape. The coding region runs from base 905 to 2665 and encodes 586 amino acids. Lineage: Eukaryota; Metazoa; Chordata; Actinopteri; Pomacentridae. The transcript has 10 exons. Gene Ontology annotation, cellular component: cytoplasm; membrane.
UUUUCAAAAAAUGAAUAAAAAUCUUCCAGAAAAUAUCUAAAGUGAUUACAUAUAUAUCAGUAAAACUUCUAAUAUUUUCUUUAAGAACAUUCAAACCAAACAACAACCAAAAUUCACUGGAUUUUGGUAGAUUUUUUUCUGAAUGUUCUUAAAGAAUUUUUUUUUGCACCAAAAAAUGUUCAAAAAUUUCCCCAAUAUGUUGAAAAUGUAGAGGUUUUCACUAUGAAUUUUAAUUUUUUUUUCACAUUGUCAAACUUUAAGAUGGGUCAGUUUGACCUGCAGGAUGACACGAGGGUUAAUAGACUGACAAAGUGACGCACAGCUGACAGUUAGAAUAACGGCUACAGCUGAAGGGCAUGAAGGGAUCAGAGCAGAGAAAAAAGCAGUUGUAUUUAUUGUGUAAAAUUUUAAAUAAUGCAGAUUUAAUAUAGCUGGGCAGUUUUAUAGUAAAGGUGUAAAGCAGCGUUUUGUCUUUGCUUGAUAUCCAAAAACCAGUCAAUUUAAGGGUAAAUUUAUCCAAUGUUGUUGCAUAUAUAUUUUGAUUUUCUUCUUCAUUUUAUAGCUGUACCUUGUGGCAGGUUUUCAGCAGGACUAGUGAUCGUAUUCAGUAACUUAUGUCUACAGCAGUAUACUUAUGUCUCAAAAACAUGAAUUCUUCCAGGCUUUAAUGUGUAACUUUCCUUAUCAUUGUUCUUCUUCAGAAUUGGUUUCUGAUUUGGAUGUCUGUAGCAUAGAAUGGUUUUACAGGAUUUGAACAGUUUCAGGUGAGUUUUAAGUUGGGUGCCCGUGUAGAUCUGCACACUUUGAAAGCAGGAAAUGAUUGUAUUCUGGAAAUAACUUGGAUUCACAGAGACCAGUUUUUAGGGCUUUCAGUUAUUUAUGUGUGUAACAUGGUUUCUCACAAAUGUCUCUCUUUUCUUUUCCACUUUGUCUUCCUUCUGUUUGUCUGUCUGGAAACAGCAUGGAGGAGUGUGACCUGCUGAAAGAGAGGCUCCAGGCGAUCACUGAGAAGCAUCGCAUUCAAGAGGACAUUAGACAGAAGAAACUGGAACUGGACCAGGAAAAACUCAAACUACAGCAUCUAAAGAAAAAGGCCCUGAGAGAACAGUGGCUGCUGAAGGACUCGGCCGUCCACAAUGCAAGAGACUCCACACAGCAGCAGAACCUUCUGAGUGACCAGCAGCAGACCAGAGCGCUGCAACGCCACAUUCACAAGAUAGAGAUGGAGGUGGAAGCUCUGGAGAGAGAGGAGUCUAUGAUUUCUACCAAUGAGACUUUCAUCCUAAACAGACUGAAGGCCGUGGAGAAAAGUUCAGAGGAUAUCAUCAAGGAGGUCCAGGACAGCUUUGUUCCUGAACCAUUACAGGUCACCAUGGUGAUCCCUGAUGUCCCAGAAUCCCUCUCUUCACCAAACAGCACACACUCUGAAACCAACACAAUAAGAAAGACUCUGUUUGCCAUGGAGAUCAAUGUGAAUAAGAACAUGCUGACUGGGGAGAGCAUGGUGCUUUCUACUGCAGCCGUUCCUCCUGAACACCUCAACCAACACAACAGGCUCAAGGGUUUUGACGACGGCAGGAAGUGUGUUUACGCCCUCAGUUCUCCGGAGGGCUCACAUGACCAGAGCUGUGUGUCUGAGCUGUCAGCCAGUGAGGUGGAACAGUUACUGAGAAGUGCAACAGUGCAUCGCCAAGUAACGCAUCAAAACUACCACCAGAAUCCCAGGAAAAGGGAUGAGCGUAGCUUUUACAGCCACCAAGACAACAGAGACAGAGAGGAGUUCCGACAGCAGGAACGUUACAGAGCCGAGGAAGACUUUCACUGCAGGGAAAACUGGCAGAGAAAACCACACGAUGAUCACCACUAUCACCAGGAAAGCCAUUACAUCAGGCACGAAGACAGAACCAGCCCAGGAAACCUGAGGGAACGUCAUCGCCUUGGAAACAACCAUGGGCUGGGCCUUCACCAUGGCAACCAGAGCGAUUGUCGCUACAUCUCGUAUAAAGUGAGGAAUCGUCAUAGUGUUCAGGAAGACAGACCCGUCAGCCACCAAACCAACGGCAUCAUCAGAUCCAGUAGCGGGAUAAACGGGAGCAGAUCCAAUGGCUUCGCUUCACACAGAUCACAUGACCAGGAAGUAGUGAUGGCUCACCAACCACAGCUUAGCUACACUUCAGCCAAUUAUAUUCCUCUGAAAGAUUACAUCAGCGUCGACGAGGAGGAACUUUAUUGCUACCAGCCAUACAGCCAAACUGACAACAGCCACAACCAAUCCAGCGCUCUGUACUAUGGCCCCGCCCACAGCGACCGGGUCCCCUCCCCCCUCUAUGGAGACGACACCCCUUACACCAUCCUCACUGCCUUGGACACCACCGAGCCCAUCACGGCCAUCUUCAUGGGCUUCCAGACGACGCAGGACGACAGCGGAGUUCAGGAGUUUGACGGCGCCCUGAAGGCUGAGCUGGUCAUCAUCGAGGACACCGAGGACAACCCUGACGACCUCAUGAAGGAGAAGAAGAACCACAUCCAGGGUCGAGCAGGAAGUUCAACCAAUGGACUUCUGGAGGGAGGUGGAGGACAGACAGAGAAACGUGUGGGACCAGAUCCCGUUGAUCCAAGGACAACAGAGUCGUCACUGGUGAAGCUUGACAAACAGCUCAGCUGAAACACAUCGCCUGUUUGGCAGAUUUUCCUGCUGGUUCAUCUCUGCAUUGAAGACACUCCAGUAUGAACUGAUUUUCCGUUUGCAUGAGUCUUCUAUGGCAGUAAAACACAUUACAGGAGAUUUCAGAAACUCUUUUAGCUUAAAAUGGACCAUUUUAGGGCUGACUGACCCUGAAACACUCACUAUUAGCUGAUAACACUGGUGUUGUGGGUUCCAGGUAUGAGAACACCACUGGGAGCUAAUUUCACUCAUCUUUGUCCAUCCUAAUCUUCCCCAUAAGCAUGUUAGCAUUUUCUUUGCCAUGAGAAACAACGUCAAUCUCUGGGCUUGCAACGUUCCACACAGAAAAUGUUAAGUUAUGCAGAGGAUUUGGAUCUAUGAACAGAAUUAUAGAGGUGUGUAGCCAGACCAUAAUGGCUCAGCGAGAUGACUAGUGUUGUGACAUUAAGGCUACAAACAGCCCACAGUGCAUCACUCUGUUCUGAUUAUCUACUCUUUAAAUGCAAGAUGCCCCCAGUUUUAAAAAUCUAAUUUACAUGGGGAAUAUUUUCCUAUGUUAAGGCAAAUACAAUAUAAAAACUAGAAAAGCACGUAGAGAGAACAGUCCUCCUCCAAGGCUGCUCAUUCCCCCAUAUGGCAUCGUCAGAAAUGCACCAUAUAUUAUUGUAGAAAUGCAAUAUUUUAUUAUUAUUGAUGGUCAGAAAUCACGGCACUACAGAAUAUGUCCAUUUAAUAUAGAUGGACCCACAAAGUUAAUGACCUGAGCACAGGCAUGUGUCAUGCAUGUGUACGUUAUGUAGGGAUACUAAAUCAUGUGACCUACAUAUGUGCAAAUUACUCUUAUAUGGGUCUGUUGAUCAGUUCAUAACUUUUGACAAGCCUUUGUUUUGCUAGUGUUAAAAUAACCGUUCCCUCAAUGCUUUUAUUUUGAAAGUGCAUUUUUAAUAUUACAGGCUUUUAUUUUUGGCACCAUUCCUGUGGCACAGGAAGUGCUUAUCUAAGAAGCGGUUUCUUGACAUGAGGAAGACACUGCUGAAAAGUCCGAAAGUUCACAUAAGGAUGGAAGGAAAACUCAGAAAAACCCCAUAAUUUAAUCAGUUGUUCCUUGGAUCAUUUCUGAUGGAUAAGUCCUGAUAAGUCCUCAGUGGUGGAUUUGUAGUAGGAUCACAAUCAGUUGAUGUAGUGUUCACUUGUUGUCAUGGUUACAGUGAUGCCGUGCCGCUAUCUGGCAAUGAUACAGAAAUCUUUAACAAAUCCGUGGAUCCAGACUAUAAGCCGCAUCACUGCCAGAAUCUAAUCACUUGGUCCUUGUGCCAUUUCUGACCUUCCCUGGAAAUUUAAUCUAAAUCCGUUGGUCUGUUUUUGAGUAAUGUUGCUGACAGACACACAGAUUCAGAGACAAACGUACUCCGAUCAUCACAUAACUCCACCGCAAUCCUUGGCGGAGUAUGAAGUUGGAACCAUUAAAUAGCCUCAGAGUGAAUGUUCUACCAGAAAGAGUUUCUGGAGUUUUAGUUAUGUGUGUCGUGUUUACGUACCGUUGAAGCUGAUGUUCUCGUUGAGUCCUGGAGACACCAGCACUGUGUCGUACCUCUCCCUCCCUCUCCUCCACUCCUCCUCUCUCCUCCUCCUCCACAUCUCCUCCCUCUGCUUCCUCCACUCCUCCUCCCUCUGCCUCACCAUCCGGAUCUCCUGCUCCACCAGCGACUGGCUGCUGAGGGAGCGCAGCUUGAAGAACGGGUUGGAGGUGAAGGUGCUCUCCUGCGUCUCCACGGACAUGGGGGCGGAGCUCAGGCAGAACUCAGAGGCGCUGCGAAUGAUCAGGUUGGAGGUUUCCACGACGAUGACGUUGGCGGAUGGCACCGCAUCCUGGCUGGCCGGCCAAUCAGAGAGGCCGCCGAUGGCCGUGGACAGCAGGCGGCUCCUGGAGGAGGAGCCGGAGGAGUCGGGCUCCAGGAUGAUGACGUUGUUGGCCAUCAUUUCAUGAUAGACAGACCUGGGCAGGAAGGAGGAGCAAGAUGGAGACGGGGAGAUGGACAGAGUCGGGGUUCGGCAGGCCGGAGGUCUGGGAGGAGAUCUUCCUGUCUGCAGGGUGGAUGGUCUGAAGAACAAACACAACAGGCUUCAGUCUGGAUCCAUCAGAACAUCCACAGAACAUCCAUCAGAACAUCCAUAGAACAUCAACAGAACAUCCACACAGCUUUCUGACUGCUCGUGCUGCCAGUUCAGUUUUUGGGAAAAAUUUGCGUAAUAUUGAAAAUCUUUUAAGCUGCGUUGUUUCCUUUAUGUAACCAGUAGAUUAAAUCCAUCUUCCUUUGGUAGCAAAGCAA